AGAAGGAAGGGGGCGAGCCUGCGAGCUGGCGCCGGGAUGGGGGGAAGCCGCGAGUGAGAGGGGAGGGGCGCGGCGAGCCCCGCGGAGCCAGUGGCCCCUCGGCGGGGCGCUCGCGGCAGGCGCGCAUGGCCGGCCCUGCGCGGUGAUCCGGGGGGCGAGAGAGGAGCGCGCAGCAAGCUCGAGUCCCGGGCCGAUGUCCCAGGUGAGUGGCCAGCGCCCCCCUCACUGCGACGCGCCCCAUGGAGCCUCCAGCGCAGACCCGGGCCCAGCCCAGACCCCACCCUUCCCGCCUGGGCUGGAGGUAGUUGCAGAGUCCAUCCACCCUGUGGAGGCAGAACUAGAGGAGGGCUCACUGGAGGAGGUGGCACCCCCCAUGCCCCAAGGCAAUGGCCCUGGGGCUCCCCAGGGCCCGGACAUCACUGACCUCGAUGUCACCACAGAAGCUGUGACACGCCAGCCUCAGGGGAACCCCUUGGGCUGCACCCCACUACUGGCGAACGGCUCUGGCCACUCCUCAGAGCUGGGCAGUGCCAAGCGGGCGGGGAACGGUGCCCUGGGGGGCUCCAAGGCCCACCGGAAGUUGCAGACACACCCAUCUCUCGCCAGCCAGGGCAGCAAGAAGAGCAAAGGCAGUACCAAGUCGGCUGCCUCCCAGAUUCCUCUGCAGGCACAGGAAGACUGCUGCGUCCACUGCAUCCUGUCCUGCCUCUUCUGCGAGUUCCUGACGCUGUGCAACAUUGUCCUGGACUGUGCCACCUGUGGCUCCUGCAGCUCCGAGGACUCCUGCCUCUGCUGUUGCUGCUGCGGCUCCGGCGAGUGCGCUGACUGCGACCUGCCCUGCGACCUGGACUGCGGUAUCCUGGACGCCUGCUGCGAGUCAGCCGACUGCCUGGAGAUCUGCAUGGAGUGCUGCGGGCUCUGCUUCUCCUCCUGACCCGCGGAGGCCGGCAGCGGAGUCCUGCCGGCCGCACACAAGGCUGGAUCACCCCUCCCCCGCCCUCUCCCAACCCCCCCUCACUGCCUUCUCUGAACCCCCACCCGCUGAGAAGGGGCCACUCCGGGGCCACCUCAGCCACAGGAGCAGGGCCCACUGCAGACAGCCUGUCGUCCUCGCUGGUUACCAGGACACACCGCUCCCACCGCCCAGCUGCCUGGGCUGCUGAACACUGUGAAAGUUGGGGGAGGCGAGGGGGAUGUGGGAGGCAGGACGCAGGGCUGGGCGCUUCUCUACCUCUCAUUGCUCCUGGGCCUGUCUCCCCCAACACCCCGGCUUAGAGGACAGCAAAAUGUGAAGAGACACCCACCCCCCACUCACCCAAGCCCCUCCACUGUCUCCCUCCCCGGGUUCUUGUGGGGACCUGACCACACAGUGACUCAAGAGGGCAAGCUGGGCAUGGAUCUAGGGCAAGCGGGAGAGGAACAGUAUAGAAAAGACUGGAAGGGGAGCGGGAGGGGACGGAGGGAGGGUCUGUUCUAUGUGUUGCUGUAAAUAAAGAUAUUUGUCCAUCUCAGAUUUCCCCAGGACUCAUGAGU
Molecule: messenger RNA, 1533 nt
Organism: Talpa occidentalis (Iberian mole)
Lineage: Eukaryota; Metazoa; Chordata; Mammalia; Eulipotyphla; Talpidae
Gene: MDFI
Product: MyoD family inhibitor
Exons: 5
Coding region: 194-934 (246 amino acids)
Source: RefSeq, a predicted model, not a curated record